Molecule: messenger RNA, 1485 nt
Organism: Hyaloperonospora brassicae
Lineage: Eukaryota; Oomycota; Peronosporomycetes; Peronosporales; Peronosporaceae
Source: the annotation of a GenBank genome assembly
AUGAGCGCUCCGGUCUCGUCGCCUCCGCGCGCGUCAGCGCCUCAGAGCACGCGCAUGACCGCGUCCGGUGCUCCGUCUUCAUCGGCAGCUGCGUCUCCGUCUUCUCCGCUUCGCAACGGCCUCAAGAGCGACGCAGAAGACGUCGUGGGUCAAGAACUCAUCCAAUGGCUCGAAGCCAAUGCGGCGGAUUCCAAGAAACUCGUUCUAAAAGAGUACGCGCCGGAAGUUCGCGGCGUCCAUAGCCGCAAAGUGCUCGUGCCGGGCGAGCGCAUCCUCGUGAUCCCCAAGAAGUGCCUCAUAACGGUCGAAAUGGGCAAACAGACGGCCAUUGGGCGCGAAUUACUCGCUCGGAACGUGGAGUUUGUCGCGCCAAAGCACAUUUACCUUUUGCUGUUCCUCCUCACGGAUAUGGAGCGCCUGGAGACGUCGUUUUUUCGCAAUUACUACAGCACUUUGCCCCGUACGCUGCGAAACAUGCCCAUCUUUUGGUCGGACGAAGAGCUCCAGUGGCUCAAAGGCUCGUACAUUAUCCAGCAAAUCCAAGAGCGCAAAGCUGCGAUCCGGAAAGACUAUGACGUCAUUUGCCGCGUCGACCCGUCGUUCGCUCGGUUCUCGCUCGACCGCUUUAGCUGGGCCCGGAUGAUCGUGUGCAGUCGCAACUUUGGCUUGACCAUUGAUGGCGUCAAGACCGCGGCGCUCGUGCCGUUUGCAGACAUGCUGAACCACUACCGGCCACGCGAAACGAGCUGGACGUUUGAUCAGAGCAUCGAUGCGUUCACGAUCACGUCGCUCGGCACGAUUGGGGCUGGGGCACAAGUGUAUGACUCGUACGGCAAAAAGUGCAACCACCGCUUUUUGCUCAACUAUGGCUUUGCCGUCGAGGACAAUACCGAAGAAGACGGACGUAACCCGAACGAGGUGCUGAUUGAUUUCCAGCUCUCGCCUGCAGAUGGACAGCUUUUCUACGACAAGCGAGCAUACCUCCACGAGAGCGGCAUUUUUACGAUGGACGCACGUCUGAGCUGCUCGCAUUCGGAUGCCAAUACGCGCGAAGGCUUUAGUUUUGCGCGCUUGAUUGUUGCUACGGAGGAGGAGUUCUCAUUGAUGAAGAGGAAGAGCCCAGCGCACUCGUCGCCGCCUAUAUCGUUUGAGAAUGAAAUCCGCGUGCUCCAGUACUUGCGCACGCUGAUGACCCAUCAACUUGGUCUCUACGACACUACUAUCGAAGAGGACAACGAGCUGCUAGCAUCAAAGCAGCAUCCGCUGUUCUCGAACCGCAUUCAGGCUCUGUUCUUCAUUCGCGGUGAGAAACAGGUGUGCCGAUAUUUCCAGGAGCUAGCAGACAAAGUCAUUCCGCUGUUCAGCCUACCACUGACAGAAUGUCGCGAGGAAUUGCAGCGCAGUUUCGAUGGUGAUAGUGAUGUCGACCGCUACGCGCAAGACGUGAUUGCGUAUUUAGUCACGCAAGUUUACCGCGAAAGCUAG